Dovyalis caffra is the source of this 708-nucleotide messenger RNA. Lineage: Eukaryota; Viridiplantae; Streptophyta; Magnoliopsida; Malpighiales; Salicaceae. The record is from the annotation of a GenBank genome assembly.
AUGUCUUAUACUUCUACUAGUACUAGUUUCAUGUCAGUGACAGGAUGUGAUGCUUCACUUCUACUAGACAACAGUUCAAGCAUACUGAGUGAAAAAUUGUCUGGUCCCAACGUUAACUCUGCUCGGGGUUUCGAUGUUGUUGACAACAUCAAGACUGCUGUAGAGAAUUCUUGUCCUGGUGUUGUCUCCUGCGCUGACGUUCUUGCACUUGCUAUCGAAUCUUCAGUUUCUCUGUCAGGAGGUCCUUCAUGGAAUGUACUAUUGGGAAGAAGGGAUAGUCUAAAUGCAAAUCAGGCUGGAGCCAAUACAUCAAUCCCCUCUCCUUCUGAAGGCCUAAGCAGCAUUACUGCAAAGUUCUCUGCAGUAGGUCUAAACACCAAUGACCUUGUCACAUUAUCAGGAGCUCAUACAUUUGGACGUGCCCAAUGUCGAAGAUUUAGCAAUAGGCUGUACAAUUUCAAUGGCACAGGCAACCCUGACCCAACAUUAAACUCAACAUACUUGACCACUCUGCAAAAAAUAUGCCCACAAAAUGGGAGUGGAACUGCUUUGGCUAACCUUGAUCCCACAACUUCAGAUGGAUUUGACAAUAAUUACUUCACCAACCUACAAAACAAUCAAGGUCUUCUCCAAUCAGACCAAGAGUUAUUUUCCACAACUGGUGCUGCCACAAUCUCUAUUGUCAACACCUUCAGGCUGGCUUUAUAA